Strongylocentrotus purpuratus (purple sea urchin) is the source of this 2046-nucleotide messenger RNA. Its product is annotated as probable serine/threonine-protein kinase DDB_G0271402. The record is from RefSeq and is a predicted model, not a curated record. The transcript has 5 exons. Gene Ontology annotation, biological process: protein phosphorylation. The coding region runs from base 72 to 1487 and encodes 471 amino acids. Lineage: Eukaryota; Metazoa; Echinodermata; Echinoidea; Camarodonta; Strongylocentrotidae. Gene Ontology annotation, molecular function: ATP binding; protein kinase activity.
UCAAAGAGAAAGCAACUGAAACGAAAGAAAUAAGGGACCAACUCGAGGCGAAGGCCGCAGAAGCGGAGACGAUGGCGAAAGAGAGGAAGGAGCUGAAAGGGAAAGUCGCUGAGAUGAAGAAACAAAAGGAGGUACUCGAAGGGAAAGUAACUGAAGCGGAGACAAGAGGGAAGGGGAUGGAGGAUGAGCUUGAGGCGAUGAAAGCUGCUCUGAACACUGCUGCCGUUGAUUUUGGUCUACUGACAAAGGUUGGGGAUACACUCACGAUCACAGACUUGUGCCAGUCGCUUGAUGACAUGAGCCAACUCAAUGCACAUAUGAAACUCGAGAUAAACGACUUGGAAAAGGCUAAAGCCAAUCUUGAAGAAAUGUUGAAGGCGAGUGACCCCUUUCUCGAGAGCGGUGAUUCGGGUGACGAUAGGAGUAUCGGAGAGCGUGAAAGGACUGAACUGAAGGAGACUGUUAAAGAUCUUCGUUUCCAGACAUACAAACAAGAACAUCUACUCAAGAAAGUCAGAUACCAACUCUCCGAAUUUCACGAGUUCAUGUUAGAGAAAAGGGACUCUAUGUUUGCCGACAUGCCUUAUGUCGACCGAGCCGUGGUCAUGCGAACCUACUCUGAUGUCAAGCUAAAGACCAUCGACAUCGCUGACCUUUCCUUUUUACCUGACGCUCAGGUAGAUGAUGACGAGGAUCAGAUCGGGAAGGGUGCGUUCGGGAAGGUGUUCCUUAGGCAGUACAAAGGCGAGGCCGUCGCCGUCAAGGUACCGUACGUAAGCGUACGGGUGAAAGAAGAGGAUACCGAGAAACGGAUGAUUCGCAUCAAGGCCAACCAUGCUCGUACGACCAUGGAAGCAUUUGUCCACCUCACACUCGCCGACCACCCUUCUUUCCCGAAGGCAAUCGGCGUCGUUGACAUCGACGGUGCUCCUUCCCUCGUCCUCGAGUUCCUUGGCGACAAGAAAACCGGUACGGUCUUCUCCCUCAGCCAGGCCAUAAAACACCCUAGUCAGUCACUCACCCAGAGAGAUUGGUUCGGCAUUAUCACAGACAUCGUCAACGGAAUACAGGUCCUGCAUGCUAAAGGUCUCCUGCAUAACGACCUGAAACCAAACAACAUUCUCUUGCAGUGGAACUACCGCGAUAAGAGAUGGCACGCUUUCAUCAUCGACAUGGGCAAAGUGUCCACCCAGACCAUACCCCUCAAGCACCGCCACAUGCCUGAAGCUGAUCGAGAGGAGUACAAUGAUGGCACUUUGUACCAACAUCUGGCUCCAGAAUACAUGUUAGACCAACAACCAAUGUCCAUUCAAACUGACAUCUUCUCCGUGGGCAAGAUGCUGGGUCGGAUCGAGGGCAAGGUGGUGAAGAGUCGAAUCCUGAGAGAGCUGGUGGCUGAGAUGACCAACAUCAAACCUCGUCUUCGUCCAUCCUGGAAACACAUUGAGAAGGCUGUCGCCAAAGCCCAGAAGAAGUGCCUGUCAUGACCCCGUGCUCUGAUGUAUUGAUGAAAUUAUAUUUGUAGCGUAAGGUAGAUAAGAUAUAUUAAUCAUUAUCUGCUCACCAGCUGACAUUCUAUACGAUAUUUUACAGAAUGAUGCUUUUGAGAGGAAAUUUUUGCCGAUGAAAAUUCUCGAUUGCAGAAAUUAAGCAUAAAAAUGGAGUUGUCUUUAACCGAGGCAUUUCAGAGCAGGUUGACACCAACAAUUUCAAAGGCCACUGUUCACAGUGUUUAAGUAAUUGAUGAAAGAGAAAUGUAGAACUAAUUAUCAAAAGGAUUUCGAAUGAAAUCAACUUGUACGGUGUUAUGAAAAAGAAAAUAGGGAAAGCAUCGAAUCGAAUGGUAGAUACAAAAUGAAUAAUGUUACAUUAGGAAACGACAAGUCCAAAAUGUAAACAAGACAAAGCUGUUAAUAUAUUUGAUUAUCCGUUUGACAAAAAGGUAAAAAUAUUAGCCAAUAUAAUACCGAACCAAACAAAAAGUGUUCCUCAGAACGAGAUCGAUGGAAAAAUUGCCGAUGAUAGGGCAAGAAGAAUAUUGAUCAG